AUGAACGAAAGCAGCUACGAAUUGGGGAAGGCUGGAAAAAGGCCCCGAGAAGGAGAUACAGAUUCUUCUCGUCCUGAUAGGUUAAGCCAACUUCCAGGCUUCAUUCUUUCUCACAUCCUUUCAUUUCUAGACACCAAAUCUGCUGUUCAGACCUGUGUAUUGUCCCGAGUGUGGAGAUGUGCCUGGAAGUAUGUCUCCGUCCUCAGUUUUCGUAGUGAUUCCUUCCAACAGUAUUCGAGUUUCCAACUAUAUGUGGAUGAGGUUUUGUCCCUGCGGUUUCCCUUGAGUGUACGCAUGGUAUCCUAUGUUGAUGAUGAGAGCUCGGCGGAACGAGAUCGUGGGCUGUUUGCCCGGGUCAUCAAAUAUGCAGUUGCCCAUGAUGCUCAGCAUUUAGUGAUUGACCUGAACAAUGGGAAGGAUAUCUAUGCCAGUUGCAGAUUCUCCAGUCUGUUGUCUGGCACGAUCUUUUGUUGCAAGACUCUCGAACUAAGACGUCUCUGGGUGGAUACUGAUUUCAGAAAUUCUACCUUUCCGGUGCUCAUGGAUCUAACUCUGGAACAGUGCGUGUUGGUCUCUUACUACGACGAGGACAUUAAUCCUUUCUCUGGCUUUCCCUGUCUGAAGAAUCUGGUCCUGACUGAGUGCGUCCACUCUGAUAUUGCUAAUGACUGGGAUUUCAGGAGUUUCAAGAUUUAUGGAUCCCAACUGCUUAGUCUGAAAUUGGAUUGUCUGCAUUGUACGAAGCUCGAAAUAUGCGCACCAAAACUCAAAUUCUUUACACUUGAGCAUGACCUGGAUUUCUUGAAAAUUUCCAGCUUAAGGGUUCCUUCUCUCAUUCAUGCUGACAUUCGGAUCUCGGACGAGGAGAAUGCAAUGAACGAUGAUAAUAAGGAACAGUUUAUGCAGCGCUUGAUUUUCUUGUUCCAAUGUUUGAAGAGUGCAACAUCUCUCCAGCUGGAUUACUAUAGCAUCCAGGUACUGUCUAACAUAUCUGAGCUUCUGGAAAAGCAACCCUCCCCAUUUACAAGAUUGAAGUCCUUGGGUGUGGAAGCUCUCACUAUACCUCACUCACUGAUCGACUACUUUCUUAAAGGGUCUUCUAGUGUUAAACCAAAUGUUAAGUAUGGUGUUGGUAAAUCAUGUUGA
This is a messenger RNA of Linum tenue, 1146 nucleotides long. The record is from the annotation of a GenBank genome assembly. NCBI's taxonomy places the organism in Eukaryota, Viridiplantae, Streptophyta, Magnoliopsida, Malpighiales, Linaceae.